CCAUAUUGCGUCUGUCUGCACUCACUGAGUUUGGAGGAAAAUCUGUGGCUGCCCGCUCUGGACAAACACAAACUCAUCUCCCAAAACCCAACACCAAGCUCCGGAGGACGCUCUGAGAUCCGGAGCCGCACGGAGGACACGUCUUUAUUUUAUUUAUUAUUUAUUUCUGGUUCUCAUAUUUAGCAGUUCUUUUCUUAGCAGCUCGGGGAAAAAGGACGGCAAAAUGCCCAGAGCGGUCAAUGUACGCGUCACCACCAUGGACGCUGAGCUGGAGUUCGCCAUCCAGCCCAGCACUACGGGCAAGCAGCUGUUUGACCAGGUGUUAAAAACCAUCGGCGUACGUGAGGUGUGGUACUUCGGACUGCAGUAUGUGGACACCAAAGGUUACCCCAACUGGCUAAAACUGGACAAAAAGGUGUCAUCUCAAGAUGUGAAGAAGGACAACCCACUACAAUUCAAGUUUCGGGCCAAGUUCUUCCCUGAGGACGUUUCUGAGGAGCUGAUUCAGGAAAUCACCCAGAAGCUCUUCUUCCUGCAAGUAAAAGAGGGCAUCCUCGGCGACGAGAUCUACUGUCCUCCAGAGACGGCAGUCCUGCUGGCCUCCUACGCAGUCCAAGCCAAGUUUGGUGACUACGACAAAGAAGUCCACCGGCCUGGAUAUCUGGUCAGUGAACGCAUGCUGCCUCAGAGAGUCAUGGAGCAGCACAAGUUAUCCAAAGAACAGUGGGAGGAACGAAUCCAGGUGUGGCACGAGGAGCACUCUGGGAUGUUGAGGGAGGACGCCAUGUUGGAGUACCUGAAGAUUUCUCAGGACCUGGAAAUGUAUGGAGUGAACUACUUUGACAUCAAGAAUAAGAAGGGAACAGAGCUGAGGCUGGGAGUGGACGCACUGGGUCUCAACAUUUACGAGAAGGACGACAAAUUGACGCCAAAGAUUGGCUUCCCCUGGAGCGAGAUCAGAAACAUUUCCUUCAACGACAAGAAGUUCAUCAUCAAGCCUAUAGACAAAAAAUCUCCAGACUUUGUGUUUUAUGCCCCGAGACUGAGGAUCAACAAAAGCAUCCUGCACCUGUGCAUGGGCAACCAUGACCUCUACAUGCGUCGUCGCAAGCCCGACACAAUCGAGGUGCAGCAGAUGAAGGCUCAGGCCAUGGAGGAGAAGCAGAUGAAGCAGAAGGAGAGGGCUCAUUUGGAGAAUGAGAAGAAGAAAAGGGAAGCCAUCGAGAGGGAGAAGGAGCAGAUGGAGCAGGAGAAGCAGCAACUCAUGAUGAGGCUCUACCAGUUCGAGGAGAAGACUAAGAAGGCAGAGAAAGACUUGCAGGACCAGCUUCAGAGAGCCAUGAUGCUGGAGCAGGAGAGGAGGAGGGCGGAGGAGGAGGCUGCGCGUCUGGAGGCAGAACGCCAGGCUGCCCUGCUGGCUAAAGAGGAGCUGGCCCGCCAGGCUGAGAGUCAGCUGAAGACCCAGGAGCAGCUGGCUUCUGAGCUGGCGGAGCACUCGGCCAAGAUCGCGCUGCUGGAGGAGGCGAGAAGACGCAAGGAGGAGGAGGCUCGCACAUGGCAGAACAGGGCCGUAGAGGCUCAAGACGAUCUGACUAAGACCAAGGAGGAGCUGCACAUGGUGCUGACUGCGCCCCUGCCUCCACCACCUCCUCCCGCAUACAACCACCGGGAUGACAACAGCGACAGCGAGGACAACAACAGCACGCACAGCACCGACCUGGCGAUAGACGACUUCCACGACCACCGCAAGGAGGAGGAGCGUCUGACUGAAGUCGAGAAGAACGAGCGCGUCCAGAAGCAGCUCAAGACCCUGACCUCAGAGCUGGCUCAGGCCCGUGACGAGUCCAAGAACACCCAGAACGAUCUCCUCCACAGCGAGAACGUGCGCGCCGGCCGAGACAAAUACAAGACCUUGCGACAGAUCCGGCAGGGCAACACCAAGCAGAGGAUCGACGAGUUUGAGGCCUUAUAAGACGCCGUUGCCGUUCGAGUGCACGCCCUUUCUGAAUGGUCACUAUUCCUCUUGAUUUGCUGCUGAGACACACACACACAAAUUCCUCUUCUCACCCAC
This is a messenger RNA of Poecilia latipinna (sailfin molly), 2071 nucleotides long. It is a transcript of the gene ezrb, whose product is annotated as ezrin b. The record is from RefSeq and is a predicted model, not a curated record. Gene Ontology annotation, molecular function: actin binding. NCBI's taxonomy places the organism in Eukaryota, Metazoa, Chordata, Actinopteri, Cyprinodontiformes, Poeciliidae. Bases 224 to 1972 code for a protein of 582 amino acids. Gene Ontology annotation, cellular component: cytoskeleton. The transcript is spliced from 14 exons.